Molecule: messenger RNA, 1563 nt
Organism: Carica papaya (papaya)
Lineage: Eukaryota; Viridiplantae; Streptophyta; Magnoliopsida; Brassicales; Caricaceae
Product: Pentatricopeptide repeat (PPR) superfamily protein
Molecular function (GO): protein binding
Source: RefSeq, a predicted model, not a curated record
GAGCUUUGUAGAGUUUCAAUGACCGAAGAUGUUGUCAAGGUUCUUUAUGAAAUGCAGGCUUCCAAGAUUGUUAUUGAAAAUGGAAUAUUUGACUGGGUUAUUUCAUUGAUGGAGAAGAAGGGCGAGACUGAUAAGCUUGAAAAAGUAAAGCAAAUACAGAGAAAUUGUAGUUCUCAUUCACAGAGAGUUGAGCUACCUAGUGGUGAUGCAUCCAGGGAAGAAAAGCUCCAUAUUGAGUUGAAUCAUCGCCAGCUAGAGCCGGGGAGGCAGGUGGUUCCACCUUUGAGAACUCACAGUGAAGAGGAAGUAAGAGAAAUUUGCAACAUAUUAUGGUCUUCAACAGAUUGGGAAUCCGUUCAAGAAGCAUUAAACAAAUCCAUAAUUCAGUUCACUCCGGACCUAGUUCUCGAGAUUCUGCAGAAGUGUAACAUGCAUGGUAACGUGGCUUUACGUUUCUUUUCGUGGGUAGACAAGCAAGCCGGUUAUAGGCACACUACGGAAACCUAUAACAUGGCAAUCAAAAUCUCAGGAAGAGGGAAAGAUUUCAAGCACAUGAGAAGCCUGUUUUUUGAAAUGAGAAGAAGACGCUACUUAAUAACACCAGAUACAUGGACUAUCAUGAUAAUGCAAUAUGGUCGAACAGGUCUAACAGAUAUAGCACUGAGGACUUUCAAAGAGAUGAAGUCUUCUGGUUGUAACACAACUGGCAGUACCUACAAGUUCUUGAUCAUUGUCCUCUGUGGGAGGAAACAUAGGAAAGUAGAUGAAGCCAUUAAAAUUUUUCAGGAGAUGAUUCGUGCAGGGCACUUUCCGGACAAAGAAUUGUUGGAAAUUUAUCUGGCUUGUUUAUGUGAAACUGGUAAACUGUCAGAAGCCAGAAGUUGCUUAGAUUUUCUCAUGAAAAAGGUUGGUUUCACAGUUCCCUUAACAUACUCAAUGUACAUCAGAGCUCUUUGUCGAACAAGAAGAUUGACAGAAGCUUUAUCGGUGGUAAACGAGGUUGAGAGCGAGAGAUUUAGAUUGGAUCAGUACACCUACGGAAGCCUUGUUCACAGAUUACUACAGAAUGGACAAUUAGAAGAGGCAUUGGCAAAGGUGGAGGCCAUGAAGCAAAUGGGAAUUAACCCGACUGUCCAUGCUUACACUUCACUAAUAAUUUAUUUCUUCAGAGAAAAACAGAUUGAGAAAGCUUUAGACACUUUCAAUAAAAUGAAACAAGACGAUUGCAAGCCUACGGUUGUCACAUACUCUGCACUUAUCCACGGCUACAUGAACAUGGGGAAGGUUACAGAUGCAUGGAAUAUCUUUGAAGCCAUGAAAGUGAAUGGAACUUUGCCUGAUUUCAAGACUUAUUCUAUGUUUAUCAACUGUUUGUGUAAGGCAGGAAAAUCUGAAGCUGCCUUGAAGCUUUUGUCUGAAAUGUUUGAUUGUGGGAUUGUUCCCAGCACUGUUAAUUUUCGAACUGUUUUUUACGGAUUGAAUAGAGAAGGCAAGCGAGAUUUAGCUCGAACUGUAUUACAAAAGAAGUCAGCUCUAAUACAUAGACGCAAGUUUUUGAUAUAA